This is a messenger RNA of Pseudo-nitzschia multistriata, 2462 nucleotides long. The record is from the annotation of a GenBank genome assembly. NCBI's taxonomy places the organism in Eukaryota, Bacillariophyta, Bacillariophyceae, Bacillariales, Bacillariaceae.
UACCAUCCGAUGCCACCGCAACCCGACGCGAUCGAGUAGCAGCAGCGCAACAAACACACCCUAUCGGCCGCCCGCCAGCACCCGCAACGCCGAACGAAUGGAGGGCAGCACCCCCGGCCGGAACGACGAGCCGCCGCAACCGCCGCCGCCCCCGGCGGGGGACGCCGGCAACGGCCAGAAGAGGCGGAAGAGGCGGUGGGGAGCGGCCGCACCGACACCCGUCGCCUCUGCACCGGUCCCCGCCCCGGCUCUUUCCGGACCGGUCGACAGCAAGGYCAAGGCCCUCGCCCUCAAGGCCAGCAUCGCGGCCCGCCUGGCGGCCCUCAAGCAGUCCAGGGCUUCGGCUUCCGCUUCGGCUUCGGCCGCUGUUUCGGCUUCCGCUUCUGCCACUGCUUCUUCCGCCAAGCGGCCCCUCGCGGCCCCGUCGUCGUCGUCGUUGGCAGCCGCGGACCCCCCGGUGGCAAAGCGCGCCAAGCACUACGAGCUGGACAUGACCGUCACCGGGCCCACCUUUGGCCGGGCCACAGAGCGCCUCUCCMAACCCAAGCCCAAGGCCAAUCCCUACCUGGCGCACCGUUCGGAGCCGCAAGAGGGGGGCGGGGAUGCCCCCACCGCGGCAAACGCCGCGGCCACGGGCGUUGGAGACAGCUCGUACGUCGACGCCCGCCUGGAGGCCGCGGGGCACGACGCAAGGGGCCGGGAAAGGCAGCGCCGCAAGGAGCUCCGCUUUGUCGCGCCGGGGACCUUUGUGGAGGUGGCGGAGCGCAAGCGGCAGAGGGCGGCCAACGCCGUUUCGUCGGGCUUUGCCAGCGGCCGCAAGGCCGGCCAGUACUUUAAGCAGGCGACCAUGGGGGCCGGGAGCCACACYACCACCASCAGCUACUACGGGACGACCGAGGUCCUGGACGACCUGGAGGACAGGGGGAUCCUGGCCCCCCGGGCCGAGCUCGGGAACGUGACGAACGACCACUCCUCGGGAAGGUCGAAGCACCAGCCCCUGAGGGCGAUGCCCCUGGUGGUGGAGUGGUGGGACAUGGAACUCCUGCCCUCCAGGCUCCGGAAGCAGGUGGCGGCCUGCGAGGGGAAGGCCCUGUCCGCGGCCACGCAGUCCGAGAUGUCGGUGAAGGCGCCAAGGGCUCUUGGCGGGACCACCACCGGAGGGGACGCCUCCGCCGCCCAAGCCAGCGACAAGGCGGGGGACCUCCGGGCCCGGUGCCUGGAGCUGGCGUCGCUCUCGCACAGCAAGACCGCGGGCCUCGUCCAGCACAUCGUCCCGGUCCGGCCGCAGGGAGAGGCAAGCAAGAAAGCCGUCGAGCCGGUCCUCUACCUGACCAAGAAGGAGCAGAAGCGGGCCCGGAAGCGCCGGCGGGAACAGAAGCAGCGGGAGCUCCAGGACCUGCAGGCCGCGGGGCUCAUCGAGGCGCCGGAGCCCCGCCUGACCCUCCAGAACUUCAUCCGCGUCAUGGGGGACCAGGCCUACGUCGACCCCUCCCAGAUGGAACAAAAGGUGAUGGAGCAGGUCCAGAAGCGCCAGAGGGCCCACCUGGAGCGCAACGAGAGCAAGAAGCUCUCGAAGGAGCAGAGGGCCGAGAAGCUCAAGAACAAGAUCCGCAGGGACGCCGACCCGGCCGCCAACGCGACGGGGGCCAUCCACGUGGCGCUCUUCUUUGUCAAGAACGCCUCCCACCCCUACCACCGCACCAAGAUCGACCUCAACGCCCAGCAGCUCGACAUAUCGGGCGGGGUGGUCGAGUGCGACGUCCCGAACGUGGCCUGCGUCAUCUGCGAGGGGGGACCMAGGGCCAUCCAGAAGUACAAGCGGCUGAUGCUGGUCCGGAUGAAGUGGAGGGGGCCGGACGGAGACGACGACGGCGAGAGCGAGGAGGAGGAGGACAGCAGCAACGACCACGCGAACGCCGAGCCGGAGGUCGGCCCGGACGGGAUGCCCGUCGAGACGAAGAAAAAAGCCAGGCACCGGUUCGACAAGGAGAACAAGUGCGAGCUGGUCUGGACCGGCCUGUCGACCCGGCGCCAGUUCAAGGGAUUUGUCUUUCAGCACUGCGAGACCUCCGCCCAGGUCUACAAGGUCCUGUCGUCCAAGGGCGUCGGACAGUACUGGGACCAGGUGCUGGCGCACGCGAGCGGGUCCGGGGAUUCCAUGCACCUCAAGCUGGUCGACGACAGCGACGACGACGACGAAAACGAAAACGAGAACGAGAACGGUGUCGAAACCAACAACAACAACAACCACAAACACGGCAGCGGCGGCAAUGGGGCGGAUCCCAUGGAGGUGGACGCGUAGCAAACACACGCCGCAGGGCACCCUCGUGGCUUGYGGCGUGUGGUUCGUUCCACCGAUGCGUUGCCGGUUCCAAAGACCGACAGCGAACCCCAGAGAACGCCGAUGCUGCUCGUGCAGGCGGAAUCGUUUUUCUAGUCCAAACUAAAUUAGAACAGUGCAA